AUGACAAUUACCACCUCUCCCAUCGCUCCUCCACGUGAAGAUGGGCAAAGUUCAAAUCAACAAUUGCCUAUAACAACCAAUCCAGCAGCCUCAAUUAAUAAAAGGAAAGUUUCGAAUAAAGUCACCCUCAUUCCUCUAAUUUUCCUCAUAUACUUUGAAGUUGCCGGUGGUCCGUAUGGCGAAGAGCCUGCAGUCCAGGCUGCGGGGCCUUUAUUAGCCAUUCUUGGCUUCCUAAUUUUCCCUUUUGUCUGGAGUAUCCCUGAAGCCCUGAUCACAUCAGAGCUCUCCACUGCAUUCCCUGGAAAUGGAGGAUUUGUGAUAUGGGCUGAUCGUGCUUUUGGACCCUUUUGUGGAUCGCUUAUGGGAGCAUGGAAGUUUCUUAGUAUUGUCAUCAAUAUAGCAGCAUUUCCGGCACUUGGUGUUGACUAUCUCAAGAAACUGUUUCCAAUCUUCUCUUCAGGCCUACCACGCUAUCUGGCAAUUCUGGUAUCGACUUUAGUCCUUUCUUUUGUCAACUAUACAGGGCUUACUAUAGUUGGAUAUGCAGCUGUGGGUUUAGGCAUUGUUUCGUUAGCACCAUUUAUAAUAAUGUCAUUGAUAGCGAUUCCGAAGAUUCAUCCACAUAGAUGGAUCAAUUUAGGCCAAAAGGGUGUGAAAAAAGACUGGAAUUUGUUCCUUAAUACAUUGUUUUGGAACCUGAAUUUUUGGGAUAAUGUUAGUACUAUGGCUGGUGAAGUUGAGAAUCCACAAAAGACAUUCCCUUUGGCACUGUUUUGUGCUGUGAUUUUUACCUGUUUAGGUUACAUUAUCCCACUCGUAGCUGUAACAGGGGCAAUUUCUGUGGAUCAGAGUUUAUGGGAAGCAGGUUUCAUGGCAGAUGCAGCAGAGAUGAUUUCAGGUAAAUGGUUGAAAAUCUGGAUUGAAUUUGGGGCUGUUUUAUCAGCAAUUGGACUUUUUGAAGCUCAGUUGAGUAGCAGUGCUUUUCAGAUUGAGGGCAUGGCUAGAAUAGGCUUCUUGCCUAAGUUCUUCUCGCUAAGGUCAAAAUGGUUCAAUACACCUUGGGUGGGCAUACUGGUUUCAACUGCUAUUAUACUUGCUGUGUCUCAUAUGAAGUACACAGAUAUCAUAUCAGCUGCCAAUUUCUUGUAUAGUUUGGGAAUGAUUUUAGAAUAUCUAUCCUUUCUUUGGUUGAGGAGAAAAUUUCCCUCAUUGAAACGCCCAUAUCGUGUUCCAUGCAGGCUGCCAACUCUGGUGGUCAUAUGCUUAAUCCCAUCAGCAUUUUUGGUGGUUUUAAUGGCUGUAGCGACUAAGAUUGUAUAUUUGAUGAGUGGGUUGAUGACUGUGGGUGCAAUUAUAUGGUACUUCCUGAUGAAGUUGUGCAAGUCAAAGAAGUGGCUCAAAUUUAACGAUGGUUAUGCUGAGGAAGAAAUGUGAGGAGAUGCCAGAAUAUUUUGUAUAUAGUUAGUCUAGGCUUGCUAAAUGCUGGAAUAAUGGAAGAGUUAUAGAUGAUUUGGUUAAAGACGUUGGU
Messenger RNA from Coffea eugenioides, 1528 nucleotides. Its product is annotated as probable polyamine transporter At3g13620. Gene Ontology annotation, molecular function: transmembrane transporter activity. Gene Ontology annotation, cellular component: membrane. The transcript has a single exon. NCBI's taxonomy places the organism in Eukaryota, Viridiplantae, Streptophyta, Magnoliopsida, Gentianales, Rubiaceae. The record is from RefSeq and is a predicted model, not a curated record. Gene Ontology annotation, biological process: transmembrane transport. Bases 1 to 1434 code for a protein of 477 amino acids.